This is a messenger RNA of Bombyx mori (domestic silkworm), 2772 nucleotides long. Its product is annotated as mitochondrial inner membrane protease ATP23 homolog. The record is from RefSeq and is a predicted model, not a curated record. Lineage: Eukaryota; Metazoa; Arthropoda; Insecta; Lepidoptera; Bombycidae. Gene Ontology annotation, biological process: mitochondrial protein processing; mitochondrial proton-transporting ATP synthase complex assembly. The transcript is spliced from 5 exons. Gene Ontology annotation, molecular function: metalloendopeptidase activity. The coding region runs from base 1799 to 2572 and encodes 257 amino acids.
AUUGUAUUGUUGAUUAUCAUUCACGUCACAUCGCUUCGGAAUAGAAACCAGCUUAAUUUACACUAUGUUGUGUAUUGUGCUUAAAUUAUGGAUUGUAUUCAUCAUUUCGGUCCAUAUAAAUAAUUGUAUGGCACCUACCUACCUACCUAUAUAUCGCAGUACUGCGAACUGACAACCCUUACAAAUAUCCCAAUUUAACCCUUACCCGUGUCAAUUUACCCCGAAUGCGGGGUAAAUUGGGAUGGCCAUUAUUUUUCCGAUUAUUUCUUUAAAUUGAAUAAUUAAAAUAAUGUAACGGUUUUUAUCACCUAGGUACGUUCAAGACUCAACUUAUUACUUAUUUCUCUGGUUGAGCAGUGACUAUUUAAUUGGAACUAUUAUAAAAUUCAAUCUGAAGUUCGAUUUUGUCCCUAUUUACCCCAUUUUACGGUAGGUACCUACUUACCUACCUACUUGUCACUUGAUCCUAUCAUCAUCCUAGUUGCAAUCAUAGAGACUGUUUACUUGCCUGUGGGUGUGGGAAUGGGAAUUUAAAAUUUUAUCUCUGCUCAGUCACGCUACGAUUCGGAUAAAUCAGGCGUCCUUUAUACCGGUCACUCACAUUUGCACGAAUACGCAAACCUGCAAGUGUAAGACGACAUUUGCAAAUGAUUAUGCAAAGUUUUCGCUGCAUUCGCGGUUUUCCAAGCUGUGUCGGUUUUUUAAUGGACAUCAAAGCCCGCGAACCUCUAUCAUUCGUGUAGUCUCCCACACAUUCGUUUGGCCAGUUGCGCCCACGAUUGCGAAGGUAAGGGACGUAUCGCCAUUUUCAUAGUUCGUGACAUCUACUGUGUAGCGUACCUUCAUCAUGGAUUGGAACAACACCAAGGUGAUGGAGUUCAUUGAACUCCUGCAAAAUGAAUCGACCAUGUGGGACCCUCAUAAGAAAUCCUAUAAAAACGGAAUGGCCGUUAAUGUCGCAUGGGAAAGAAUUAAAAACUUUCUAUUCAAUGUUCUAUUGGCGAAUUAAAAAAGAAGAGAAAUUCGUGAGACAUUCGUAAACAAGUGUAGGAGGAAGCGCAAAUGGGUAAAAUGGGUUCGCAAAUUGAGUACCGAACCCAUUUGCACAGCCGCUAAGUUUGCGAAUGAAUGUUUGACGGCCUUUGACAUGCGCGCGAACAUUCGUACAAUGUACGAAUAUUUUCGCGCAUGUGAGUGGCCAGCAUUAGACCACGAUGACUUUUUAGGUAAAGGCGUAUUUGCCUACCUAUUCGUUGGUAGGUAAAGUUAUUAUCAGUCAAAACAUAUUUCAAAAAAGUAAACGGAUUUUUAUUUGGUUUUGGUAUUUCUUAAGAAUGUGUCGUAAAGGUCACUUUUAUUGUAUUUAGUUUAGUUCUACAAUCAAUUUAAUUUUCUUUUAUAUAGCGGACAUUUAUUCUUCUAUUUACAAAAAAUCGUAGGAUGGUCUGUGUUACAUUUCCAUUGCCUGUUUAACGGAUGUGUAAAAAUAUUCAAAUUUCAAAACCCAAAAAUAUAAUUUAUAACAUUACAGUACAUAGGUACAUACAUACUUGUAGGUAUUAUACCUAUAUACCUACAAAUACGAUACAAAAAAUAUAUUUAAUGUAAAUUUUAAGUUUGUAGAAGAAUGUAUUGAAAUGAUAAACGAACUUGUCAUUUUAUUUCACCAUUUUUGAGGUUAUAGUUAGUUUUUAACAUUGACAAAACUACGAUAGCGGUUAGGUACUUUUAUCAGACCUAUCUUAUUCCGAUAACCUUUAAAACUACUCGGUUUAAUUUAAGUCAAUGUUGAUUAAAAAUGUCGGAUGGCAGUACUGCUGAGACGAAAACUAACACAGAAAAUAAUACAAACCAAAAAAAUUCUAAUGAAAAGAAACCUGAUGCAUGGGGAUACGAUUUGUAUCCGGAAAGAAAAGGGAGUUUUAAGCCCAAAAUAACCAAUGUUCUCAUUGGAAAAGAAGGAAAAGAGAAUAUAGAAAAGCUAAAAUGUGAACAGAACGUCUUCAAAUGUGUACAAACCAGUCCGAUCGUUAAAAUAAUGAUGGCUGCUCUCAAAAGUUCAGGCUGUCCCAUUGAUAUCCGACGUCAUAUAUCCUGUGAAGUGUGUGACUACUCAGUCAGUGGUGGUUAUGAUCCAGAAUUGAAUCAGAUUGUUGUCUGCCAGAAUGUAUCCACGAGGAAAGGGAUGGUACAAGGGGUAUUGGCUCAUGAAAUGAUCCACAUGUUUGAUUUCUGCAGAAACGAAUUAGAUUUUAAGAACAUGGAACAUUUGGCUUGUACAGAGAUCCGGGCAGCUAAUCUCACUCAUUGCUCCUUUGCAAGUGCUUGGUCUCAGGGAGAUGCAUCAUGGACUAAGAUAAAGAAGGCGCAUGAGGAUUGUGUGAAGACUAAAGCGCUUUAUUCUGUAUUGGCUGUACGACAGAUAGAUAAAUUGGAAGCCGUGGACAUUAUCGAAAAAGUAUUUCCUAAGUGCUACCAAGACUUGGAGCCGAUCGGCAGGAGGAUACGAAGGAAUUCCGAUGACAUGUUCCGAGCUUUCAGAGAAGCCAAAUACUAUGGUUAUGAUGAUUAGUAAAUGUGUGUACCGUAAAAUUCAACCCGAUUUUCAUUUUUAUUUUUUAUUUUUUUGUGUUUAAUUCCCAUCUCUAUUAGAAAAAUGCUUAGAUACAUCCAGACAUGUUCAUUAAGUUAAUAAAAAAAUACGCUUUAGGAUUGACUGUGUAGAUAGUGUAAAUAGAUUUAAUGUAAAUAAAAACAGUUUGUAGUUUAAAA